Molecule: messenger RNA, 1434 nt
Organism: Engraulis encrasicolus (European anchovy)
Lineage: Eukaryota; Metazoa; Chordata; Actinopteri; Clupeiformes; Engraulidae
Product: complement C1q-like protein 2
Exons: 4
Coding region: 1-681 (226 amino acids)
Molecular function (GO): protein binding
Source: RefSeq, a predicted model, not a curated record
AUGAAGUCUCUUGGAGCUGCGGUGAUCUUGCUGUGGAUGGGUCUGGGCGUGGUUACUGCAGAAAGCCCUGACAUCCACACGGUGCUGAGAGAGAUGAGCGCCAAGAUAGCAGAGCAGCAGGUGGAGCUCAGACAUAACAAAGAACAACUGCAGGCCAUGGUGGAAGAUCAGGAAGUUGUUAUCAAGGAGCUGACGGAGAAACAGAACGAGCAGGCAUCAGCUGUGGGAGUGGUAGGAGGCCAGGUGGAGGAGCUGAGGAGGGAUAGAGAGGCCAGCAGGGUAUCUUUCUCUGCAGCACUCGGGGAUGGAUACUAUGGACCAUUCGAUGUUGCCACCCCCCUUGUUUUCAAGAAUGUCAUCACCAAUGUCGGAAGUGCCUACAACGUCAACACAGGUGUGUUCACAGCUCCAGUGCGAGGCGUCUACCACUUUGUCCUCUUUGUGUUUGGAGAUGCCCAUGCGUCCAACCCAACAGGGGCCUCACUUCAUCACAACGGCAAACACGUCGUCAUUGCAUACGAUGCCCAGGUGAAUGGCCACCAUGUUAAACCAGCCAAUGGAGCCUCUCUGCUGCUGGAGGUGGGAGAUGUUGUCCAAGUGAAGCUGUGGCCCAAAGGAUGGGUGAGGGAUAAUGCAAAUGGCCACACCACCUUCUCUGGACACCUGCUCUUCACCAUGUGAUGAAGUCUUCAGACAGACACAGGGCUUCAGAAACGUACAAGACAGCUUUCUGGAUAUGGCACAGCAGCUAGCUAAAGUAGUCACUUCCACGUCACUUCCACUUUCAGUGGGUGGAAGGGGCGAUACUGUAGUAUCUAGUAUGACUAAUUAGAUAGUUUAUAGUUAGAUUAUAUACAUCUGCUGGUUAUAUGAACAUGUGGAACACCCAUGAUAUGGUAUGUCACUGAUUCUUGAGAAAGUGGCUAAAACAGGUUGUAAUCUUGAAAGAAAAAAAUGAAGUGAAUUACAAAAUAAUAUGGUAUAUCCUCGUAAACAAAGGUCUUAACUUUUCAGAAAUGCACAAGGCCAAUCUCCCCAUUUUGAUUUUUUUUCAGAAAUCAGGUUUUUCUCCGAUCAUACCUUGUUUUUUGUCAACACCGUCAGACACAAUUAAAAGCAAUAAAAAGUGUAUUGAUUUGGUUGCAUAUGUAUCUGGAGUUUUUAAGUGAUUGUGUGUGUUUUUUGGUUCACACAUACGCCUUUAAAUGUUGAAAAUUCACUUACAUUCUAUUUUAAUACUGCUUCAUGUGUUCUAAUUUAAAAAUAUGUGCUGUCAGACAAUGCUUACUUAAUGCCUAAAUAGAUCAAACAUUUUUUUGUAAUUUCACAUAUAUUCUUGUAGGCUUAAAUUUGCUAUUACUUUGAUAAUUCAACAACUCCAAAGGAAAAUUUUAUAAGUACUUUCAUUUAAAAUGUCCAAAACUCCUUCUUACG